CUCCUCCGUCUGCGCCCCAGUUGCCCCGCUAUUGCUCUGGGCUCGAGGUGGCUGCAGUUUCAGCCCAAGUGCAGGGGCCCUUUCAUGAGGACUGAGGCAGGAGCUGCUGCUGAGAGCCUCCCGACAUGACAUCCGCCACUGAGUUUGACAACGCGGGCAUCCAGCAGUACAGCAGGAUCAACGCCCGCUGGGACCCCCCAGAUAAUGAGUUGGACAAUGAUAAUAGCUCCGCCAGGCUCUUUGAGAGGUCUCGGAUCAAGGCCCUAGCAGAUGAGCGGGAAGUUGUGCAGAAGAAGACUUUCACAAAAUGGGUAAACUCACACCUGGCACGUGUGUCCUGCCGAAUUGCUGACCUCUAUAAGGACCUACGGGAUGGAAGGAUGCUCAUCAAACUUCUGGAAGUCCUCUCAGGAGAGAUGCUGCCAAAGCCUACAAAGGGGAAGAUGCGGAUUCACUGCCUGGAGAAUGUUGAUAAAGCCCUGCAGUUCCUGAAGGAGCAGCGAGUACAUCUGGAAAAUAUGGGUUCUCAUGACAUCGUAGAUGGCAACCAUCGCCUCGUCCUGGGUCUCAUCUGGACCAUCAUUCUUCGCUUCCAGAUCCAAGACAUAGUUGUUCAAACUCAAGAGGGUCAGGAGACUCGCUCUGCUAAGGAUGCACUACUGCUUUGGUGUCAAAUGAAGACAUCAGGUUAUCCCCACGUCAAUGUCACCAAUUUUACCUCCAGCUGGAAGGACGGCCUGGCUUUUAAUGCCUUGAUUCACAAGCAUCGGCCAGAUCUGAUUGACUUUGAAAAGCUGAAGGACUCCAAUGCCAGACACAACCUGGAACAUGCAUUUGACGUGGCAGAAAGGCAACUGGGCAUCAUCCCACUCCUUGACCCAGAAGAUGUCUUUACAGAGAAUCCUGAUGAGAAAUCCAUCAUUACCUAUGUGGUGGCAUUUUACCAUUAUUUCUCCAAGAUGAAGGUGCUGGCUGUGGAGGGCAAACGUGUUGGCAAGGUGAUUGACCAUGCCAUUGAGACUGAGAAGAUGAUUGAAAAAUACAGUGGGCUGGCCUCUGAUCUGCUUACCUGGAUUGAGCAGACUAUUACUGUCCUCAAUAGCCGCAAAUUUGCUAACUCCCUGAGUGGGUUACAACAGCAGUUGCAAUCUUUCAGUACCUACCGCACUGUGGAGAAGCCACCCAAAUUUCAAGAGAAGGGGAAUCUGGAAGUCCUACUUUUCACCAUCCAGUCCAGGAUGAGGGCCAACAAUCAGAAAGUGUACACACCGCACGAAGGGAAACUUGUGUCUGACAUCAAUCGGGCCUGGGAAAGCCUGGAGGAGGCCGAAUAUCGGCGGGAGCUGGCACUGAGGAAUGAACUCAUUCGGCAAGAGAAGUUAGAGCAAUUGGCCCGGCGCUUUGACCGCAAGGCUGCAAUGAGGGAGACGUGGCUAAGUGAGAACCAGCGCCUGGUCGCACAGGAUAACUUUGGUUAUGACCUGGCAGCUGUGGAAGCAGCCAAGAAGAAGCACGAAGCUAUCGAGACAGACACUGCUGCUUAUGAGGAGAGGGUGAAGGCCCUGGAGGAUCUGGCCCAGGAGCUGGAGAAGGAGAACUACCAUGACUUGAAGCGCAUCAAGGCGAGAAAGGACAACAUCCUGCGUAUGUGGUCCUACUUGUUGGAUCUGCUGCAGUCUCGGCGCCAGAGGCUGGAGAUGACUCUGACACUGCAGAAGCUCUUCCAAGAUAUGCUUCACAGCAUCGACUGGAUAGAUGAGAUCAAGGUUCACCUCCUGUCCUCUGAGUUUGGAAAGCACUUAUUGGAGGUUGAGGACCUGCUUCAGAAGCACAAACUUAUGGAAGCUGACAUUGCCAUCCAGGCAGAUAAAGUGAAGGCUAUCACAUCAGCUGCUCUCCAGUUCACGGAUGGGAAAGGUUAUCAGCCUUGUGACCCUCAGGUCAUUCAGGAUCGGGUCAGCCACUUGGAGCUGUGUUUUGGGGAGUUAAGCUCUAUGGCAGCGGGGAGGAAGGCUCGGCUGGAGCAGUCCAAGAGACUGUGGAAGUUUUUCUGGGAGAUGGAUGAGGCAGAAAGCUGGAUCAAGGAGAAGGAGCAGAUCUAUUCCUCAUUGGACUAUGGCAAGGACUUGACCAGUGUGUUAAUCUUGCAGCGUAAGCACAAGGCCUUUGAGGAUGAGCUGCGGGGCCUAGAUGCCCACCUGGAGCAGAUGAUGAAGGAAGCAGAGGAGAUGGUGACCCAAAAGCACUUCGGGUAUCCACAGAUUGAGGCCCGUAUCCGGGAGGUGUCUGCCCUGUGGGACCAACUGAAGGAGCUGGCUGCCUUCCGCAAGAAGAACCUCCAGGAUGCUGAGAAUUUCUUCCAGUUCCAGGGGGAUGCUGAUGACCUGAAGGCCUGGCUGCAAGAUGCUCACCGCUUGCUCUCAGGAGAGGAUGUUGGGCAAGAUGAAGGGGCUACCCGGGCACUGGGAAAGAAACAUAAGGACUUUCUGGAGGAGCUGGAGGAGAGUCGAGGGGUGAUGGAACACCUGGAACAGCAAGCCCAGAGCUUCCCACAAGAAUUCCGGGAUUCUCCUGAUGUGAACAACCAGCUACAGGCUCUCCGGGAACUUUACCAGCAGGUGGUAGCCCAGGCUGACCUGCGUCGGCAAAGGCUGCAGGAUGCCCUGGAUUUAUAUACGGUGUUUGGUGAGACAGAUGCCUGUGAACUGUGGAUGGGGGAGAAGGAGAAGUGGCUGUCAAAGAUGGAGAUCCCAGAUACUCUGGAGGACCUAGAGGUGGUACAGCACAGGUUUGAUAUUCUGGACCAGGAGAUGAAGACACUGAAGGCACAGAUUGAUGGGGUGAAUCUUGCAGCAAACAGCCUGGUGGAAAGUGGCCACCCACGUAGUGCAGAAGUGAAGACCUGUCAGGAUCAUCUGAACCUUAGAUGGGAGGGCUUCCAGACCAUGGUGUCUGAGUGUCGCAAGGCAGUGGACUCUGCACUCAGUGUACACAACUAUUGUGUGGACUGUGAGGAGACAGGCAAAUGGAUUAUGGACAAGACAGAUGUGGUAGAGUCAACAAAGGAUCUCGGCCGGGACCUAGCAGGAGUGAUUGCCAUCCAGCGGAAACUUUAUGGACUAGAGCGGGAUGUGGCUGCUAUCCAAUCCCGGAUGGGUUCUCUAGAGCAGGAGUCCCAGCGGCUGAUUGAGGAGCAUCCUGAAUUGCAGGAGAAUAUUGGGAAGCGGCAGACUUAUAUUGAGGAGUUGUGGCAGAAGUUGCAGCAAGCCCUGAAGGGUCAAGAAGCAUCCCUAGGUGAGGCCAGUCAGCUGCAGAAGUUCCUGCAAGACCUUGAUGAUUUCCAGGCAUGGCUAUUCAUGGCACAAAAGGCUGUGGCUUCAGAAGAUGCACCUGACUCCCUGCCUGAGGCUGAGCAGCUUCUCCAACAGCACACAGCCAUCAAAGAUGAGAUCGAUGGGCACAAAGAUGACUACCAGAAUGUCAAGGAUUCUGGGGAGAAGGUGAUCCGGGGCCAGACUGACCCAGAGUACCAGCUCCUGGGCCAGAGGCUUGAAGGUGUGGACACAGGCUGGGAUGCCCUCUGCAAGAUGUGGGAGAACCGGGGCCAAUUCCUUUCCCAGUGUCUUGGUUUCCAGGAGUUCCAAAAGGAUGCCAAACAGGCAGAAGCAAUCCUGAGUAAUCAGGAAUACACUCUUGCUCACCUGGAGCCUCCAGAUUCAUUAGAAGCUGCAGAAGCUGGGAUCCGUAAGUUUGAGGAUUUCUUGGUGUCCAUGGACAAUAACCAGGAUAAGAUCUUGAACACUGUGGCCUCUGGGAACAAGCUGGUCAAUGAGGGAAACAUCUACUCUGACAAAAUUAAGGAAAAAGUACUGCUGAUCGAGGACAGGCACAAGAAGAACAAUGAGAAAUCCCAGGAAGCAGCACUUCUCCUGAGAGACAACUUGGACCUUCAGAACUUCCUACAAAACUGUCAGGAGCUCACUCUCUGGAUCAAUGACAAGCUACUGUCAUCUCAAGAUAUUUCCUAUGAAGAAGCCCGGAACUUGCACAACAAGUGGCAGAAGCAUCAGGCAUUCAUGGCGGAGCUGGCUUCCAACCAAGGGUGGCUGGAGAAAGUGGAUAAGGAGGGAAGGCAGCUUAUAGAGGAGAAGCCACAGUUUACAGAUGUGGUGACCCAACGGCUGAGGCAGCUGCACCGACUCUGGGAUGAGCUGCAGUCCACCACACAGGAGAAGGCCCAGCAUCUCUUUGCUGCCAGCCGCUCAGACCUGCACGCCCAAACGUAUGCUGACCUCAACAAAUGGAUCAGUGCCAUGGAGGACCAGCUGCGGUCUGAUGACCCUGGCAAAGACCUGACUAGUGUUAACCGGAUGCUGACUAAGUUGAAGAGGGUGGAGGAUCAAGUGAAUGUGAGGAAGAAGGAGUUGGGAGAGCUGUUGUCCCAGGUGCCCCCAGUCGGGGGCGAAGAGGAUGGUACAGAGCCAAGCAUUGAGAAGCGGUUCCUGGACCUUCUAGUGCCUCUGGGUAAGAGGAAGAAACAGCUGGAGUCAUCUAGAGCCAAGUUGCAGAUCAACAGAGAUAUAGAGGACGAGACGCUCUGGGUGGAAGAGAGGAUGCCACUUGCCCAGUCAGCUGACUAUGGAACAAACCUACAAAGUGUGCAGCUGCUCAUGAAGAAAAACCAGACACUUCAGAAUGAAAUUGUGGGCCAUGCACCCCGGAUAGAGGAUGUGUUGCAUCGAGGGCAUGAGCUGGUGGAGGUGGCUGAAAUAGACUGCCAAGACAUUGCAGAGCGCCUGGAGCAUCUGCAGGGCUCCUGGAAAUCACUCCAAGAUGGGACUGCUCAACGACUGCAGCGACUACGGGAGGCCAAUGAGGCUCAGCAGUACUACUUAGAUGCUGGAGAGGCAGAGGCCUGGAUCAGUGAACAGGAACUUUAUGUGAUCUCUGAUGAGACUCCCAAGGAUGAAGAGAGUGCCAUCGUGAUGCUGAAACGACAUCUACGGCAGCAGCGCUCAGUUGAGGAGUAUGGGAAGAAUAUCAAGCAGCUGGCCGGCCGGGCUCAGAAACUCCUGUCUGCUGGUCACCCUGAGGGGGAACAGAUAAUCCGACUUCAGGGGCAGGUGGACAAACAAUACGCUGGACUGAAAGAUAUGGCUGAGGAACGGAAACGCAAGCUAGAAAACAUGUAUCAUUUGUUCCAACUGAAGAGAGAGGCAGAUGACUUGGAACAGUGGAUUGCAGAAAGGGAGGUGGUGGCCUCUUCCCAAGAAAUGGGGCAAGAUUUUGACCAUGUUACUUUGCUUCGGGACAAGUUUCGUGACUUUGCCCGGGAGACUGGGGCAAUUGGGCAGGAGCGGGUGGACAAUGUUAACUUGAUCAUUGAGCGGCUCAUCGAUGCUGGCCACGCUGAGGCUGCCACCAUCGCUGAGUGGAAGGAUGGGCUGAAUGAGAUCUGGGCUGACCUAUUAGAGCUCAUAGACACUCGAAUGCAGCUGUUGGCUGCCUCCUAUGACCUGCACCGGUACUUCUAUAUGGGAGAAGAGAUCCUGGGCCUCAUUGAUGAGAAACACCGGGAGUUACCUGAAGAUGUGGGACUUGAUGCCAGUACUGCUGAAUCCUUCCACCGUGUUCACACAGCAUUUGAGCGAGAAUUACAUCUCUUGGGAGUACAGGUGCAGCAGUUCCAGGAUGUGGCCACACGCCUGCAGACAGCAUAUGCUGGGGAGAAGGCUGAUGAGAUCCAGAGCAAAGAGCAGGAGGUGUCCGCCGCAUGGCAAGCACUGUUAGAUGCCUGUGCAGGUCGCCGGGCCCAGCUGGUGGACACAGCAGACAAGUUCCGCUUCUUCAGCAUGGUCCGGGACCUCCUCUCUUGGAUGGAAAGCAUCAUCCGGCAGAUAGAAACCCAGGAGAAGCCCAGGGAUGUAUCCUCCGUGGAACUGCUUAUGAAGUACCACCAAGGCAUCAAGGCAGAAAUUGAAACCCGGAGCAAAAAUUUCAGUACAUGCCUUGAGCUAGGAGAAUCAUUGCUCCAGCGGCAGCACCAGGCUUCUGAAGAGAUCAAGGAGAAGCUGAAUCAAGUGAUGUCAAGAAGGCAGGAGAUGAUGGAGAAAUGGGACAACCGCUCAGAGCGGCUGCGUCUAUUGCUGGAAGUAUGUCAGUUCUCUCGGGAUGCUUCUGUGGCCGAAGCAUGGCUGAUUGCCCAGGAGCCUUACUUGGCCAGCAGGGACUUUGGACAUACGGUGGACAGCGUGGAGAAACUUAUCAAAAGACAUGAAGCCUUUGAGAAGUCCACAGCUACCUGGGCUGAGCGAUUUGCUGCCCUGGAGAAACCUACCACGCUUGAGCUGAAAGAAUGCCAGACUCCAGAGAGACCCACGGAGGACAGUGGGGCUCAGGAGGAGGAAGGUGAGACAGCUGGGGAGCCUCCUCCGGGUCGCCAUCUGGUACCUACUGAAAGAACAUCACCGACACAGGAAGAAGACAAGCUGAGGCACCAGCAGCAGGAAGAGAGAACAGGCAGAGAAGAGAAGUUGACUCUGGAACCGCUUUUCAAAGUUCUGGAUACACCUAUGAGUGAGAGUGAGGAGAUUGCAACCACCCUGCCUGCCCAGCUGGACAGAUCCCACAGCAUGCAGAUGGAGGGCUAUUUGGGCCGCAAGCAUGACCUGGAAGGGCCCAAUAAGAAGGCAUCCAACAGGUCCUGGAAUAACCUAUACUGUGUGCUCAGAAAUAAUGAAUUGACAUUCUACAAGGAUGCUAAGAAUUUGGCCAUGGGGGUGCCAUACCAUGGAGAAGAGCCUCUGGGUCUGAGGCAUGCCAUUUGUGAAGUUGCUGCUGACUAUAAGAAGAAGAAACACGUCUUCAAGUUGAGGUUGAGUAAUGGCAGUGAAUGGCUUUUUCAUGGCAAAGAUGAGGAAGAGAUGCUCUCCUGGCUUCAGGGUGUGAGCACAGCUAUCACUGAGUCCCAAAGCAUCCAAGUUAAGGCCCAGAGCCUCCCCCUACCCUCCAUCGCCAGCACAGACACCAGCUUUGGAAAGAAGGACAAGGAGAAGAGAUUCAGCUUCUUCCCCAAAAAGAAAUAGCUCCUUCCCCCAUUCCUUUGUGGGAUGGGGGCAGGUGAAGGAGAGGGAGGUGAAGGGUCCGCCUUGGGUCCCCACGCAAUUGGACAGCAUUGAUUCUGCUCAGGAUGUUCAGUGCAGAGGCCCCCAGCCCAGGCCAACCAUUGUUCCCCUCCUCAACUUUCUCCACCCCUUACUGUCCAGGCAGGAUUCCCACAAGCUUUACCUCAGCCACAAUCCACUGGCCACUACCCAGCCAAUCCCUUCUUCCCCCUGCUCCAUGCUUCCUCUUAGCCCCCCAGCCUUUGUCUGCAGCCCAGUCCAUCCCUAUUUGGUCAUAGGGACUAAGGAUCAGUCUCAGCCCAGGUCUGGGGAGAGGAACAAGCAGGACUUAAUCAGAACAGUCUAAAAAGUAACUUCCAUUCCCUCUCAGCACUAACACUGCACCAUAUAAGGGGCUUUCACUUCAUCCCAUGCCAGGGCCCUGUGGCAUGGCCAACCUUUGAGGGCAAAGCUGGGAUUGCACUCCCUGACCACUAUCACUUCCCUCUCUUCAAAUUUUGGUUGGGCCUAGUUUCCACUCCUCUCAAUACCACUCUCCUGCCCAGCUUGGGAAAUCACUGAGGUGGAAGGAGAGAGUUUCUUUGACUUGAGACAUGCCCAGAGAGGGGAAAAGGGUCCUGUGUAGGGCAGACACCUUUCCCCUCCAGGUUCCAGAUGAUUAGAGGAGAAAGUCCUUCCCUACACCUUAAUCUGACUCCUAUAUAUCCUGUGUCCUUGAGCUGCCUAAGGAUUCACAGGCCCCACCCACCCUCUCCUCUAGGAUGAAGUUUCCUUUAAUAGGCCUCACAUACUUUCUUCUUGCUCUUGCCCCCAAGCAACCUUUGGUUUGACUGCUAUCCCACACCCAUUCACCCUUUCGGUGGUGGGCUUAGGAGGAGGGGAGACAAGCUACCCAGCUCCUGCUCGGUCCCAGGAUAAGUACCCCAUAGCUUAAGGACACACAAUGAAUCUUAGCAUUUGGAUGAUGAAUGACAGUAAAGAAAGGUUACAGAAUUGUGGAUACCAUCCAGAUCCCUAGACUUCCCUAAGAAAUGGGACUUUUACCUCCAGUGCCAUCUACUUCUCCCCUCCCCACAAUGCUGCUACCCAUAAGGCCAGUCUUCUGGGAGUCCUUCCUGAACUGUAUAAUUGUCAGCAAUUUGCCUAAGUCAGUACCCGUUACUUGGGUGGUAGGAAGAGGGGACAAGAGAGCUCUUUAAAAGUGAUAGAGCUCCUGACUCCCAAGCCCUAAGGGAAGAGACUGAUUCCUUGAAUCUAUGCCUCUGCCUAUGCUCUGGGUUUAAACCUCAUCAGCAGAUCAAUCCAGCAAUAUAUAUAUAUAUUUAACUCAGAUUCAGGGCCCUUCCUUCCAUGCUGAUCAGGGGCCCUUGAGGAAGUAACAGUGCAGGUUCUGUAGACUCCAGAUGGACAGCAGCCAUGGGGGCCUAGAGAACACUCCAAAGCUGAAGACCCCAUUGCACUCUUCCUUGCCAGCUGGUACCCUUGAAGGGUACCAGAUUAGCAGAAAGCCCAGAGCAUCUCACCCCACUGAGACAGAGGUUGAGAAUGCCACAGGACCCAGGGAAUGAAGGGUGUCACUGACCACCAGAGGUAAGCAGUCACAACAUGUAGCUGGAAUGCCACCUCAUGGUAAAACUGGAGCCUAUUAGGAGGUGAGCACACAGUAAUGGUGCAUUCAUCCAUCCAUGGGGCUUCAAAGAGGAACAUUUUUCAGAAGGUCAUGGCCUUGAGUCCUGAAGGGGACAGAUGGGUGCAGAGUUCAUCCUCUCCCUCUGCACGCAGAUAAAUUUGAGAUCUGUACAUCCUGUAGUCUCCCAAGAAAAACCUUCUUACACAGGACCAGGGCCAUUCCUGGAGGCCAGAGACUAAAUUUUACAAGUCUCCCCUUCCAUUGCUCCACUCUGAGAGCAACAUGACUCUAAGUGAUGUCUUGUCAGGAAGGAUAGGGGCCAGUGAUGAAGUGGAGGUUGCAGGCUCCAGGGACAAGCACAAGGAGAUAUAACAUUUCCCCAAGGGGAAAGGAUAAGUGGAUUAGGACCCGGAGCCUGAAGAGGAAGGCAUCCUCCUUCUCACAGGUCCAGUGAAAGGACCUGCAAUCUCUGUCUCCACUGUCUUACUGAAGAAGGGGAACUGGAGUAACUUGAAAUUCCUCAUGAAAAGGUGAGGGCUCUGCUGGGGACAGCACUGUGGAUAGAUAUUGGGCAACAACAGCUCAAGCUGUAUCCAUUGGUACCCAGAAGCCCUUAGAGGCACCCAUUUGGCCUACACCUCUCAAGUUCUCCCUUCCCUUCUCUCUUAACCCCUGGCCAUUGAUGAUGGGAGAAGGCAUCAUACAGGAAAGCUGUAUGGCUUCUGUCCUUUUGCUCUGGCAUUACCCCUAGGCAUAUUUCAUGUGGAACUCACUAUAGGAGGGACUAUUGAUCAAAGAACAUGAGAAGUUGCUCGAUGGGAGCCUGGCUUUCCCAGAGUGAGUCUUUCCGCUUCAGGAACCAAGAGUCCUCUUUGGGCCCUAGAUCAGUGACACUACCUUUGGUUGGCAUCAGAUCUCUUAAUUUAUCCCAUUCUGACUCUGUUGGCCACCUAGUAUUGUGGUCUCUGGUGUGUUGCAUUCCACUACAGUCAGGUGAAUAUGAAAUGGAAGGGCACCUACCUGGCCAAAAAUAAAUAAAAAUAGGUGAGGCAGCAUUUCUAAUUCUAAUUCUAGUCAGGAGUCUACAGAGAAGCUUCCCAUGACAGCAACUUUCCUCAACAUUUUUGUGGGGGAAUUCUUAAGGAGUUACCUGGGGCUGGAAUGGAGGGUGGGGAGAAUGCCAUAAACUAUUAUCUUCCCCAUUCCAUGCUACCCCAAAGGGCACAUUCAAGAGGGAUAAACAUCCCACCCCACAUCCCUGGGGGAGCUCAUGGGGGCAGCUGGCUCAUUUCAGGUAUGUGAAAUGCCACCUUCUGCUCCUUUCCAUCAUCCUGACCACCACCUUGGGCAGGAGACAGAACGGCUGAAACUGCAGGACAACUUACUCAUUAUGCGCUAGGGCAUGCAGUACUGGCACUGAGCUCCAGGGGAGCUAUGUAAUUUUCUUACAUUUUCUACUUUAUGUUCUUUUUCUUUCAUCCAUUUCCUAUACCAGGUUCACACCUAUCUCCGUUAGCCCAACAGGUUUUUCUUCUUCUCUCCAGAAUGGUUUUUUGAGUGAGUGGCUCAGUUGAUUCUCAUCUACCCAUUUAUUCCUUGCUCCCCUCAUCUAGAUGUUGGCCCUGGACUGGACCAGUAUGAUGCAGGGAGGGGCCUCCAACUCCCUAUUUGAUACUGUGGCACAGGAGGCAUGUGGAUGAGGCUGAUAACUGCUCUAAACCAUUCUGCUUUCCUGCCAGGCUCAAGGAACCCAGAAGGAUUCCUGGAAAAGAUUACAGGAACAAGGAAGAGGAGGGAAAUGAUGUCAGCUCAUCAUACAGCUUUGUACCAUGGACAAGAGAACUCAGGGAGGGUGGGUGGGGUGUGAGGGGGUCCCUGAGAAUAGCAGAUCCCAGUGAACACAGAUCCUCCAACCAGCUGGGCGCUGAUCUCCAUCUGCUCAAAUGCGCUUCCCCUGUCCAGAGAGGAAAAUCAAACCUGAGUUUUUGCUUGGGAAGAGCUUCCCAACUCAUUUAAUAGAGUUUUUCUAAUAAACUAAUAACUCCCUGA
This is a messenger RNA of Trichosurus vulpecula (common brushtail), 10803 nucleotides long. RefSeq names its product spectrin beta, erythrocytic (gene SPTB). Gene Ontology annotation, biological process: actin cytoskeleton organization. The record is from RefSeq and is a predicted model, not a curated record. The transcript has 36 exons. Lineage: Eukaryota; Metazoa; Chordata; Mammalia; Diprotodontia; Phalangeridae. Gene Ontology annotation, cellular component: cell junction; cortical actin cytoskeleton; cell projection. Gene Ontology annotation, molecular function: structural constituent of cytoskeleton; phospholipid binding; actin filament binding. The coding region runs from base 126 to 7085 and encodes 2319 amino acids.